Messenger RNA from Podarcis lilfordi (Lilford's wall lizard), 15511 nucleotides. Lineage: Eukaryota; Metazoa; Chordata; Lepidosauria; Squamata; Lacertidae. The record is from the annotation of a GenBank genome assembly.
GCCCGCACGCGCAGACUGCGGGUAGGAGGUCGGUUGCGGAGGGGAGACCUUCGCCCAGAGGGGGAACUUUCUCCACACGCGCGCGCGCGCACACACACACUUCAGUUUUCCAGGUGCGCAGGCGCGCAGGAGGAAGCCGUUGCUCCGGGCGACCUGGCGGCCGGCCUUCUCCUCAGGAAAAGCUGAGGGGAGGGAGGAUGUGGCGGCGGCGGCGGCGGAUCCCGGCGUCGCCCGCCAGGCGCUGAGAGGGGGAGAGCGCGCGAGAAAAAAGGCCCAUGGCGGAGUUCCUGCCGGUGCCCGGGCUGUUCCUGCGGGAGGAGCCGCUUCCCGGGCCGGAUGCGUCCGAGACGGAGGCCGAGCUGUCCCUCAGCCUGGCGCGCACCAAGACCCGCUCGUACGGCAGCACGGCCACCGUGGCGGCGCCGCUGGCCGAGCGCUACGUGGAGCACCGCAUCAGCGCCUGCGACACCCUGCAAGGCAUCGCGCUCAAGUACGGCGUGACGGUAGGUGAUGGCCGCGCUUGGCUGGGCCGGCAGGGUCGCUGGCGUCCUUGCUAUAGGUAUGGGUAAGAGGACGCGGGUUGAGGGGGGGGGGAGCGCCUGAACAUGUGCAGAGUGCCGUCUUCUUCUGGGGCCUCCCACCACCAGAGUGGAAGAAUUGCGGGAUUGAUAUGCGAAAGCGAGCGGCCCCCCUUUAUCUGAAGCAUGUGCAGAGUGCUUCCCCCCCGCCACGUUCUCAGUGACUCCAACUGGAUUCUCAUUCGUAUGUGAGUGUUAGGAAGAGUACGCUUAGAAGCGUAGAAUUGUAGAGUCGGAAGGAACCCCAAGGGUCAUCUAGUCCAACCCCCUGCAAUGCAGGAAUCUAAAGCAUCCAUGACGGAUGGCCAUCCAACCUCUGCUUAAAAACUUCCAAUGAAGCAGAGUUCACAACCUCCCGAGGGAGACCAUUCCACGGUCGAACCACUGUCAGAAAGUUCUUCCUGGUGUUUAGUGCUUCUUGUAACUUGAAGCCAUUGGUUCGAGUCUUGGUCCCUAGAUCCUUUUCACAUGUACAGUGGUACCUCGGGUUAAGUGCUUAAUUCGUUCUGGAGGUUCGUUCUUAACCUGAAACUGUUCUUAACCUGAAGCACCACUUCAGCUAAUGGGGCUUCCUACGAUUUCUGUUCUCAUCCUGAAGCAAAGUUCUUAACCCGAGGUACUAUUUCUGGGUUAGUGGAGUCUGUAACCUGAAGCGUAUGUAACCCGAGGUGCCACUGUAUUGCUAGUAAGCCAGAUUGCCCCACCCCCCAUUUUAUAUUUGUGCAGAGAGGGCCUUCCUCCUCUUCAAACUAAUUAUAGAUAGAUCCCCAGACAUCUGUGACUGAUGUAGUCUAUGAACAUGUACAGAAGGCUUUUCUCCCCCUGCCCUUUGGCUCUGCUGGUCCCUCAGGCACCUGUGCUUGAUAUGAAGAGAUUGCUUCUCUUUGUGGGUGUGCUGAGCCCCAGGCAUCUGUGAUUGACAGAAGAAUGUUUGUCUGAGCAUGUACAGAGGGCCUAUCGUCUCCCCUCCCAAUAACUAUCAGCCCCUUAGGCAUUUGAGAUUGAUAUGUGGACAAUACUUGUGCAACAGGUAUGCAGCCCAGUAACCCAAGUCAGCUUUUUGGGUCUCUGUGAGUGAUAAGAAGUAAGUAUGUACAGAGGGCCUGCCCUCUUCUUCCCCUGCAUUAAUUACAGAUAGCUCCUGAGGCAUCUGUGACAGAUAAAAGGAGAACAAUUCACUCUGAAUAUGUGUAGAGGGGAUCCCACUACAAAUUGCCCCUCAGACAUCUGUGAUUGAUGUGAGAAAAAUGCUUUCCUCUGAAUCUGUGCGGUGUCGUCAUGUCCCGUCCCCCCCACAUGGAUAUCUGUAGAUGGCACCUCAGAUGUUGAGCUGGAUGAACUUCUAGAAUCUAGACAGGUGUGCUUGGAACUCCAGCACACCUGUCUUUAGCACUAAAGUUGUAAGAACGCAGGGAAGUGCCUUAUGCUGAUUUAGUGCAUUGGUCCAUCUAUGCUCAGUAAUCUCUACUGUGACAGUUCUCCAGGAUUUCAGGCAGGAGCUUUUUCCAGCUCUACCUGAAGAUGCCUGGGAUUGAACCCGGGACCUUCUGAACGCAAUGCAGAUUCUCUACACUGCACUACUGCCCUCCCCCAAAGACAUAAUUGGGCAGCAGACAAAAUGUCAGUGUUUCAUGUGUAGCUGCCCUGCUGUGGUCACCUUUCAGCAUGAAGAGAGUAUCUUCACCAUCAUAAGAGGUACUACAGCCAGCACCUUAGGCACUGGUUAGGGACUUUCAGAGAUACUUGAGCUCCAGCACCUCUAGUUUUAAAAACAAAGACAUGGUCAGGUAUGUUGCCCUGUGUAAAGAAAGUUUUCUUGGAGGAUUCUGUGUGUAGCAGGAGAGGUGAUGUUUGUUACACAACUGUUGUACUUCCCCAACCUUACUGAACUGUGAUUCAGUUUGUUGACUUGGCUGCAUGUCUUCCCUUUAGUAUGAAUUAUUUAAAGAUUCACCCAGAUACAAAAGAAGGUGAAGUGGUUGUUGUGUGUGACAAUACAUUUUAGAAGCAAUAUCUCAGAGAAGCAACAAACAAGUGUUUCCCAACCUUUUCCCGACAGUGGCUCCCUUCCGACCUUGUUUCCUUCCUGUGGCCCCCCCAUGGGCAUGGGCAGGGGGGCAGCUUCCCCCCAAAAGUAAAAAUCAAUACAAAUCAGUACAAAUAUGAGGUUCUGUUCCCCCCAAGAAAAGCUUGCCCCCCCCAACAAAAAUCUUGGCUACGCUCAUGCCCCCCCAACCAACUGGUAGAAAGGUAGCUAUUUAAAUGUUUUGUUUGUAAAUAGAACAUGUUUUAUUUAUAAUUUUUUAUAAUUUAUACAAAAUACAAUUACAUAAAAUGAUAGGAACAUAAUGAAAUAUUGUUGAAGCAGAAGAACAUAGAAUCAGGGAGCUGGAAGGGACCCCAAUGGUCAUCUACUCUAACUCCCUGCAACGUAGGAAACUCAGCUAAAGCAUCCAUGGCAGAUGGCCAUCCAACAUCUGCUUAGAAACCUCCAAGGAAGGAGAGUCCAGAACCUCCUGAGGGAGAUCCAUCUUCCAUGUAUUAUAAAAAGUAAGCAACACUUAUUUGACCCCAGUUAUUUGACAUAGAGAGGGAAACCUACAGAUACAGUCCAAAAGGUGCACAGGGAGUUCUGUAUAUAUGGGAUAAUUUUAAAAAGCAAGUGGUCUUCACUGACCUGGUGCAGAAAGAUUUUGUCAUCCAGAGAAGCCCUGGCUACCUAUAUAAAACACUAUAGCCCCACAAACCCUUACUUGGUAGUAAGGCCCAUUGAACUCAGUGUGGCUUUCUUCUGAGUAGACAGUUAUUUACUACAGGCAAGUCAGCAGCACCAGACGACUCCGCUCGGCUGGGCGCUGUGGUGCAUUUUACUCUGUGCCUUGCAGAGCCAGGCCAAUGCUGUUGACAGGCCCUGUGCUCCUUGGCAACAUCCAAAGGCCCUGAUCCAUUUGGCGCUGGGGUAGAUUGCACCCUGCGCCUUGCUGAGUCAGGCCCAGGCUGCCAGCGGGCCCAGCACUGAUUGGUGGCAGCAACAAACAGCUCCUGCUCUCUCAGCCCUACCUAUUGCCACUCCACCCCUGCACUUACCUGACCUGGGGGUUCUGAGAGGAAACAAACGAGGACUGCUCCAAGAAAAAGCACACGGCAAAAAAUAGUGCUACUUUUUUGCGGAUAGCCAGCCAAUCAGGAUUUAUUUUUAUUAAAAGCGUGAUUUCCCCCCUCACUUCUCACUUCCCUCUGUGGCCCCCAGCCUCGUGCUAUGACACCCCCCCCCCAAUUUACAUGAUUUUCACCUGUAUCCCCCUUGGAAUAUCCUGGGGGGGGGGCAGCUGGGAAACACUGGUUUAAGGUGCAUACCAACAAUCCCUUGCAGUGUGGUUGGGGAGAUUUAGGUGCAACUCCUGGAGUAUGUGCUGCUACCAGGAGUGCAGGAGUUGUAUCAACCUUGUCCUUGAAGAAGGUGGAAAAACCUGGAAACAUAAGACAAUUACUGAUGUCAUGGAAUGGGUUACUAAUAGUAUUACAUAUGCUAAGCGAACUACUAAAGCAUAUUUAUGAAAUAAGCAUUCACGCUACUGGACCUAAUGGUCAGGGGUCCCUUUACCUUUCCCUAUAUAUAAUUAUAUAUUUGCUACUUUUACUGAAAUGAGAAAGUCAAGUUACACACAUAAGUGCACUAAUUUACCUGUUACAUGGCAUACAGCAGGACAAUGAACCAUCUAAUGCAAGAGCUGGGAACUAGCUCACCAGCCUCCUGCCAAAAAUGCCAUCCUGGGAAGCAAACCGUGUUUUGCAUAGUGGGAGUCAGCUGUUACAGCAAUAACCCUGGCCAGUUCUGCCUCAGAUCCCACCCACUUUCGGCAUGCAGCUUCUAAACAUUUGGUAUUAGGCAAUGUGACCCUUGAAGAAAGAAAAGUUCCCAUCGCUGAUGUAAAAUGUUGGUUCAUUAAAACUCAUUGCUCAAGGGAGUUUGUUUAGAGAUAGCUAUGGGCCUAGAACUUUCCAAAAGCAAAGGCUUCUAGUUUUGGAUCUUCUGUCUUAAUAAGAUAAGAAGGAGGUGUGCUUUGUUUAUAGUUAAUAACAGUUUGCAGUUUUAUAACAGAUUUAUAUAGCAAUUAUAUAGAAGAUUUCAGAGCUCAGGUAUUGAAAGAUUAUAAAAACAGGAGGAUAGCUCAUGUUGGUACAGUGGGAUGAACUUUCUCAUGACAGGAUAGCAUCUCAUGGAGCCAGGUGCUGGAUUCUAGUACCUAUGAUGAUUUCUCAGUCCCUGGUCCCCAGUAUUGACUCAUAAUAACAAUAUGACCUAAAGUGCUGUAUUUGUAGUGCUUCAUCUCAUUCCUAUGGUUCAAUAUUUAUAUAGAAAAGCAGAAAUUAACAAGCAUGAUUAAUAGAAAGCUACUGAUUUGGAUUUAAGGGAUGGGUGUAAAUUAACAUGUUUCAUUUUAACCAGGAUGUUAAAAAAUCCUUUGAAGUUUUACAUUUCUUGAGCCAUGUGCUAGAGGAGCAGAAGGGAAACAAAAUCUUGAGUUACGUAAUAGCUUUAUGUGCAUUAUUUAUUAAGCUGUGCUGUGGCUGCUACAUUUUCUUGCUAGCCCAUAGUGAAAACAACGCCUCAGAGAAAAUAUUGUGUUUCUUGGUUGAUACCACCCUACUUGAGAUGAUUCACAUAUAUGGAGAAGCUGUUGCCUGAUAGUGAAAAAUAUAUAAAAACCAGUUUCAAUAAACAAAAACACAAAACUUUUUCAUACAGUUAUGGAAAUAAAAAAGAAAAUGCAAUUUAAUUUCAGGGUUUUUUUAUUUGUCUAUUUAGAGCUGGAAAUACAGUUUGUCUCCAAAACCUUUACUAAUAACUUAAAUAUUCACAUGUCUAUGGUAGGCACCUGUUAUUUCAGCUGUAAUAGGACAUAGGGCUUCAUGCUGACGGUCAGUCUGGUUCCAUGACUGUUAAUUAUAAGCUUUUCCUAACACCAUCGUAGGAAUUUUGGAUGGCUGAUGGUGUGGUGCAGUUAGAGCCACAGCUCUUCAGUUAUGCCAUCUUUAACGUUACUGUAGUUAUAUGAUAUUUUAUGUUUAUUACUUGAUGAGUUAACUGGCAAAUGAAGGAGAGUGGAAGGGGGAUGUAAAUAAGAUGACAAGGCCCUCUUUCACACUUGUUUCUAGCAAGUGCUGGAAGGGGCACCAAGGCUGGCAACUAGAAACUCAAAUAAGCUCUUGGGACCCCUAAUUUUCUUUUCUUUUUUUUUAAAAUAAUGUUUAUUACUUUUAUAGAUUACAAAAAGAGAAAAAAGAGAAAAAAACAGAAAAAAAGACAAAGAAGGAAAACAAAAAGAAAAAAAACCAAUACAAUAUAUAAACAAUGCAAAACACAACCUAAACUCAAAAACUAAACAUGUUAAACUAAACUAAACAAACCCCACUAAACUAAACAAACCCCACUCCCUAACCUUAGCCCUAAAUGGAACAAAACAAAAACAAUUUUAAAAAACAAAAAACAAAAAAAAUACAUCCACUCUUUUCCGUACUCUAUCUUUCAUUCCCUUGUUUCCUCGACCUCCUCUCACCUCCCUUUUUGUAUUCCACUUCAUUUAAUUGUUUCAGCAAAUCCUUUCCAUCUUUUCUCCAUUUUCUAUCAUAUUGUAAAUAACGUAUUUUUUAACCUUAUUUUCCAUUUAAACUAAAAUACUUAUAUAUACUUAUCUCCUUAUAACAUUCCUGCUAAGCCCAUAAAAAGUCAUUCCACCGUUUUUCUAUCACUCAUUAGUUUUACCAUAAGUCUAUAUAUAAACUUUAAAUUUUCCAAUCUUCUUCCACCAUCUCCUCUCCCUGGUUUUGGAUUCUGCCAGUCCGUUCCAUCAAUUCCAUAAAGUCCAUCAACCUGGUGAUCUUAUGUCCGAGGCUCUUAACUCUUUUCCAGGUCCCUUCUGCAGAUCUUCUUCAUUUUCUUUAAUGCUAAAAAGCAAAUCUCGGGGAAACUCCAACCUGUCAAUCCUUUUCUUCCUUCUGAACAGAUCAGCCAAAUUUCCAUAGUUAAAGCUACAGUUCAUAAAGUAUUUCAGGGCAUAUUUCAAGAUUCCUCCAAGUCCAAAGGCCUCCAAAACUUCAAUCUCCUCCAAGCCUGAGUCCAUGUCCCAAAAGUCAAUUAAUCCCUGCAUAGAGGGAUCUUUCCAACUUUCCUUCUUUCGUCCAAGCUGGGGUCCAUUCCUCAGAGUCUGACUUUUCCUAGAUUCAAUCAUAGAAGGCCUCAACUUAUAGUCCUCAAUUUGCUUCUGUGAAGCCACAAAUCUCACUUGUACUACUCCAUGUUCAACUUUAUAUUCAACAACAGCAACAUUCUCCUUCUCCUCCUUCUCCUCCACCAUUUGUCCUGCCAAAAUGGAUUCCUGUAGCAAGUCCUGAAUUAUUUCUGUGUUGAUGUUCGCUUUUUGACUCAAAUUAGUCACUUUCUGUUCCAAAUUAUCAACUUUAAAAGUCAUGUCAUCCAUCUUCUUGUGAAGCUGUCCCAGCGAACAGCUUAUCUUACAUAAAACAGUCACAAUGGCCUCUCCUGUCAACAUUUUUAAAUAGUCCAAGGUCGCUCUCUGGUUCUCAAACUCCUUAUCUGCAGCUGGAAAUUCCCCAGUUACAGUCCUGUUACAGUUUCAAAAGCUCCCUCUAGAGGGAAACAGUCUCCACUUGUAUCAGUUCUUUCAAGCAGAACUUCAAACAUGAAAGAUAAAAUUUCAGUUACUUUUCCUCUUUUUUAAACGCAGAGAAGGACAAUGGAAACAGUAUCUUGCUCUUAUUUAGCUAGCUGUCAAAUCCGUUCUGUCAAUUGCACUCUCUCCAAACGUCAUCUGGCAGCCCGUUUCCCAGGUUCAGAGCAGUGGUAAUUUGAUUUUUCACUCUCUCCUGCAGGUUCACUAGGUCCAAGAUUUACCCCUCUUCUCCUGCUUCCAAGGGGGGUUUUGUUUUUUAAAUCGAUGGAAAUUUAAUCCUUUGCCAAAAGCUUUCAAAGACUUUAACUUGUAACGUCUUUGCUUCAGUCUAUUUACAAAAACGGGAGGCGGACUUCCUGUUUAUGACCUCCCGCUUCAGUGCCAAAUUAAAGUAUUUAAAAAUCCAAUUUUCCAAUUUACUCACGAGUUGUUGUUUAUAAUCGAAUUUUCCACAGGAAAAAGUCAGCGCUCUCCGGCAACAGCAAUGCGGCUUCACUCCGUGAAAAAAGCAGUCGAUUCAAAGCACCGCGCCAUUCACCCCACGUCGCUCCAGAUCCCCAAAACCGGGUUUCCCCGCGAGUAGGGGAGGCGCAAAAGGUGCCAGCCGAAUCCCACGUUCACAGGCUUCUCCCGCCUGUGGUUUUUAAUGGGUCUCCGCCUCGCCGCGGCUGUCCAGACCCUAAUUCUCACGAGGCGGAUUCCUCCUGGUCAGAGGAAAUCCGCCAUUGCCGGAGGCGCUAACCCGGAAGCCCCCCCUAAUUUUCAUGUCCCAUGGAAGAUUUUGCAUUAGGUGUCCUGGUUCAUGACUUCCAGUUCCAUUAAUCUGCUGAAUGAGUGAGAGAUAACUUGCCUGGCUGCCUGGUAUUUAAAUUCAAUUUGUGUUUUGCAGCAUUAUUUUCUUUUCUUUUUUUUUUUUUUAAAUAAUUUUUUAUUAAGGUUUUAAACAAAGAAAAAAGAAAAACAACACACACAAAAAACAAUACAAAACUUAACAAUAAAAACAUAAAACAUAACAAUUAAAAACAAACUCUCUUUUCCAUUUCCAAUUUUAAAUUACUUAUUUUCUGGACUUCCUCAUACCUCCCUCUUUUGUAUUCCAAUCCACAUUAUUUGUCCAGCAGUUUCUUUUCCACUUUUUAUCCCAAUCUUUAAUUUAAUAAAAUGUUAAAAUAUAUAACUUCAACUUUUUUAAACCUAAUCCUUACUCUUAAUGUCAUAUAGCUUUAAAUUUUUCCCUUUUAUUAUCAAAUUUCCAUUUCUUUAAACAUCUUUAAUCUUAAUCUUUAAUCUUAAUCUAUCCUUAACUUUAACCUGUACAGCUGGAAACCACUUAUUUUCAAUCCAACAUCACUCUAACAUUCCUUAAUUUUGCAGUGUUUCUGAAGAUAGUCUUUGAAUUUCUUCCAGUCUUCCUCCAUCGACUCUUCUCCCUGGUCACGGAUUCUGCCAGUCAUUUCCGCCAAUUCCAUAUAGUCCAUAAGUUUCAUCUGCCAUUCCUCCAGCGUGGGAAGUUCUUGUGUCUUCCAAUACUUUGCGAUGAGUAUUCUUGCUGCUGUUGUUGCAUACAUAAAGAAAGUUCUAUCCCUUUUUAACACCAUUUGGCCCACUAUGCCCAGGAGAAAGGCCUCUGGUUUCUUGGGGAAGGUAUACUUAAAUACCUUUUUUAAUUCAUUAUAUAUCAUUUCCCAGAAAGCCUUAAUCUUUGGGCACGUCCACCAAAGGUGAAAAAAUGUACCUUCAGUUUCUUUACAUUUCCAACAUUUGUUAUCGGGCAAGUGAUAGAUUUUCGCAAGCUUGACUGGGGUUAUGUACCACCUGUAUAUCAUUUUCAUAAUAUUCUCUCUUAAGGCAUUACAUGCCGUAAAUUUCAUACCUGUGGUCCAUAACUGUUCCCAGUCAGCAAACAUGAUAUUAUGUCCAAUGUCCUGUGCCCAUUUAAUCAUAGCCGAUUUUACCGUUUCAUCCUGAGUAUUCCAUUUCAGCAGCAAGUUAUACAUUCUUGACAAAUUCUUAGUUUUGGGUUCUAACAAUUCUGUUUCUAAUUUGGAUCUUUCCACCUGGAAGCCAAUUUUCCUGUCCAAUUUAAAUGUUUGCAGCAUUAUUUUCUACUUUUUGCAAGAAACAUUAUUAUGGGGCACCAAUAAGAGAAUAUGCCCAAAGGGAUCAUAUUCUAUUGUUUAAUUUCAUUAUUGAAAGAUAUAUUUUAUAGUGUAUAUUUGAAAGAAGGGAUGGUAAAGUUGCUGAGACAUUACAUUUAAGAAGGAAAUGUGUGUCAUGAAGCUGUUUGUAGAAAACUGAUAAACAAUCUUUACUUGAAUCAGUAAACAUAGUUUUAUGUCUGUUUCAGAUGGAGCAAAUAAAAAGGGCAAAUAAACUGUUCACCAAUGACUGUAUAUUUCUGAGAAAAACAUUGAAUAUCCCUGUUAUAUCUGAGAAGCCUUUGCUGUUUAAUGGACUUAACUCAUUGGAGUCCCCAGAGAAUGAAGCUGACACCCCCUCUUCUUGUGAAGAUGGACCAGUGACAGUUCAGGAAGACAACUCUUCACCCAGUCCUCAAGAGCCUGACAAUCAGCUCCCUCCACCUGAAGAAUUAUCUGCCAAAGAUUUUCUACAUAGACUGGACUUGCAGAUUAAGAUGUCCAAGCAGGCAGCUCGGAAACUAAAACCUGAAGAUAACAGGUAAAGAAAAAAGAAAACUGCAUGCUUAUUUAGACACAUUUUGAGGGCUUGAUGUGGAUAAUACUUAGAACAGUAGUAUACAAAAAAGAGAGUUACCCACUAAAGCACAGUGCCGUUGGAAAGAAAAUUUUGAGAAUAUUCAGGAAGUUCUAGUAUUUGAGCUUCCAUGUUACAGAUUUAGUUAGGCAAAUUCCAGAUACUUUGAUCAGCUCAGUGGCUAAAAUUUUACACACACACACACACACACACACACACCCUAGAGAACUGAAGUAAUUCCGUUUUUUUUAUUAUUAUUAAAUUUCACUUAGAUAACCAAAAGAAAAAAAACAAAACAACAGUUACAGAAAAAAGGAAAAAAAGAAAAAAUAUCCAUACAUAACACAAAAAUAACAUAAUAACAAUUUCCGUUACAGUUCCUUGUCUUAUUCCUUGAAUCUUUAUAUCUUUACAUGAUUAGGUCUUUUCUCUCCACACCUAUUGACCUCCUUCCCUCCUGAUUUCAGGCUUCUUAAUCAAAAAUUAUUUCUUUUUUCUGCAGCUAAGAGUUGUUAUGGUUUGCACGUCAUAAGAUUUAUAUCAAACCUGCCGUAGUUUUUAAGUUUCUAUAGGUUCCUUCAAUAUAUGCCAUAAAUUUAUUCCAAUAGCUAAUAAACUUUGUAUUUUUUUGGUUUCUAAUUUUUUGCGUCAUUUUUGCUAGUUCAACAUACUCAAAUAAUUUUGUCUGCCAAUCUCUGACCGUUGGGGUAUUUGGACUUUUCCAAUUUUGUGCAAUUAAUAUUCUGGCCGCUGCUGUCGAAUAUUGGAAUAGUGUUUUAUCCUCUUUUUUAAUUUCAUCCCCAAUUAUUCCUAAUAGAAAGGCCUCUGGUCUUUUAGGGAAAGUGUAUUUAAAUAUUUUCUUUAACUCAUUGUAAAUCAGAUCCCAAAAUUUCUUCAUUUCCUCACAAGUCCACCACAUAUGGUAGAAAUUGCCCUCUUUAAUUUUAUACUUCCAGCAGGCCUUAUUUCCUGUUUUGUACAUUUUUCCUAAUUUUACUGGUGUGAUGUACCACCUAUACAUCAUCUUUUCUAAAUUUUCUCUACGUGUGACGCGUGCCGUAAAUUUCAUUCCACAACUCCAUAAUUUCGACCACUUUUCAUAUUCUAUGUUGUAUCCCAGGUCCAUUGCCCAUUUUGUCAUAACCUCCUUUAUUUCUUCAUCUUUAGUGUCCCAUUCCAAUAAUAUGUCAUACAUUUUGGAUAAUAACUUGGUUUUGCCUUCAAUUAUUUCAAUCUGAAAUUUAGAUUUUUUCUCACUUAUCCCUACUUUUUUGUCUUCCAUCCAUAUUGCGUUUAUUUGAUGAUACUGCAGCCAGCCUGUUAAUUUGUCUUUCAACUCUUCAUAUAUUCUCAAUUUCCAGCCACUUUCUGAUCUUAUCAGUAGGUCUUCGUAGGUCAGUCUUUCUCCCUCCAUAUUUGCUUUUUUGGUUGUUAAAUUGUCGAUUGGUGAUAACCACCAGGGUGUUUUCCAUUCUAAAAGUUUUUUAUUUUUCUCCCAAACUUCAUAUAGUGGCCCUCUAAUAAUAUGACUUGAAAACCCUUUAUGUACCUUUUCUUUAUUUAGCCACAAGUAGGCAUGCCAACCGAACCUAUUGUUGAAACCUUCUAAGUCUAACAGGUCAGUGUUUUCCAAAUUAAUCCAAUCUUUAAUCCAGCAAAGGCAGGAGGCCUCAAAGUAUAAUUUCAAAUUUGGCACCGAGAAUCCCCCUCUUUCUUUUCGAUCUGUAAGUAAUUUGAAUCUAAUUCUCGGUCUUUUCCCUUGCCAUAUAAAUUUCGAAAGAGUUUUCUGCCAAUUCUUAAACAUUGUGGAACCUCUAAUCACAGGGAUGUUUUGAAACAAGAAUAACAUUCUUGGGAGCACGUUCAUUUUUACUGCCGCCAUCCUUCCCGACCACGAAAGUUUCACUCUAUUCCACGUAUCUAGAUCUUUUUAAAUUUCCUUCCAAGUUGUCAAAUAAUUGUCCUGGAUUAAAUUUAUAUUUUUUGUAGUUAGCCAGAUUCCCAGAUAUUUUAUUUUUUUGGCCACCUUGAUUCCAUUCUGUAUCUCUAAUUUUUCUCUUUCGUCUUUUCCCAGAUUUUUAGUCAGCAUUUUUGUCUUUGAUUUAUUCAAUUUAAAACCGGAUAGUUUGCCAUAUUCUUCUAAUAUUUCCAGGGCCUUACUGACACUUUUUUGCGGCUCUUCUAGGGAUAGCAUCAAAUCAUCCGCAUACGCUUUUAGUUUGUAUUCUUUUGUUCCUACUUGAAUCCCUCGAAUCUUUUUUAAAAACUUUGAGAAAAGCAAAAGUACAAAAGACCAAAGACCUGUCCAGAGUUUAAUCUUCCUGCCUUGCCCUGGUCUCAGUGAUACUAAUGAGAUUGGCCUCCUCAUCCACAAUCAGAUCAUGGAUGAGGGAGAACUUGUUCAGAAUCAACCCACCAUUCAACAGCAGCAGCCACAGCAGACCUGAGGGCUGGCACACAGCACAGUCACUAAUUGCCUGUGCUAUGUGUCCCUUCAUGCACCAAACCUACCCUGAACCACUGUGAUUGCCCCUCCGCUCUCCCAGCUCCUCCCAGGCACAUUUCACCUCCUUCAAUAAAAAAGACAACAGUUAAGAUAAUUGUAGCAGCCAUCAUCAUCAUCAUUUAUUUAUUUCUGUUGUUGUUCAGUCGUUUAGUUGUGUCCGACUCUUUGUGACCCCAUGGACCAGAGCACGCCAGGCACUCCUGUCUUCCACUGCCUCCCGCAGUUUGGUCAAACUCAUGCUGGUAGCUUCGAGAACACGGUCCAGCCAUCUCGUCCUCCGUCAUCCCCUUCUCCUUGUGCCCUCAAUCUUUCCCAAUAUCAGGGUCUUUUCCAGGGAGUCUCCUCAUGAGGUGGCCAAAGUAUUGGAGUCUCAGCUUUAGGAUCUGUCCUUCCAGUGAGCACUCCGGGCUGAUUUCCUUAAGAAUGGAUAGGUUUGAUCUUCUUGCAGUCCAUGGGACUCUCAAGAGUCUCCUCCAGCACCAUAAUUCAAAAGCAUUAAUUCUUUGGCAAUCAGCCGAAUAAAGGGUAUUUAUUUAUACCCUUCCCACUUGACUGGGUUGCCCCAGCCACUCUGGGUGGCUUCCAAGAUAAUAAAAACACUGACUAUCUGUUUGACGUCUGAUUGCAGAACAUUCCACAGGGUGGGUGCCACUACUGAGAAGCUGCCAGUUGCACCAAUACAACUUGUGCACCAACAAGGCCAGGAGCAAAUUUUUCACCCUUUUCUUCCCUUCUCAGGGGGAUGACAGGGCUCUCCCUCUCUCUUCCUUUCCCUCCCACUCCAGAGUGUAGCAGUGCAGAUUUUUGCAAGCAUCUCUAUGGCCUCAUUCAUUCUUGACCUUUUGUUAAUGCACAGUAAUUAUUUCCUUGCUCAGGGCAGCAGUUCUUCUAUUUCUUCUGUGCCUUUGUAUUUUACUUUUGCCUUUUUUAUUUUGAUAAAAAUUAAAGGAGUGCAUUUAGCUUAUUUUUAGAAAUUCUUUUAGUAAAACAAAACACUCUUUGCGGAAAGGUUGCAAUAAUUUAGUUCAGUUCCUUUGACAAAUGCAAUCCUCCCCCCCAUCCUUCUGUGAUACAGUCCAUUUGGCAGGUGGCUAAGUUUGAAUUACAGUUCUAAAAAUGACAUUUGUUCUGCUCGAUAGGGACACUGAAAGAUAUUUAAUUUUAUUCUUUUAAUUUUAUUUAAUUUUAUUUGUUGGCCAAAACCAUCUUCCUUUUGUGAUAUGUUUUGCUGUUUUCUUAAUAUACGCAGGGUGUAUGUAUGCCAUAAUUCCAUGGGAUCAUUGGGAGCAUAGAAAUAGCCUAGAAUGUAGAGGUGGGAGCAGAAUUCAGUUUCCUGACGUAGCUGAAUAUGAUUUCAAAUAUUGUUGGAAGGACUUAAUUGUCCUUGCCCCUGCCAUGAUUAGCAAAGCCAUAAUAAAUUGUGCAAAGUAGCAAGAACUGCUGCCCAGAAGCAAUCACUACUUAAGGCUGCAACAAAUAGAAAGGUUGCAAGCCCAUGCCAUAAGUGCAGCUGAGAGACCAGCAACUUUUGCCAUCUCUCCUGGAAGUUUUUCACCCCAGCUUGUCAUUAGAAAAACUUGUAACUAAGAAGCUGUACUUGCAUCUGCAUAUUUCUUAUUUGCUACUGAUCUAUUUUUUUCCUUUUGUGGUAUGUUUUUGUAGAUUGUAAACCUGAGGCCAGGGAUUAUAUUUUAUUUCAUUUUAUGUAGACAACAUAUAAAGUCAUACCUUGAUUCUCUAACACCUUGUGACUCGAACGUUUUGGCUCCUGAACACCGCAAACCCGGAAGUAAGUGUUGCGGUUUGUGAACUUUUUUUGGAAGCUGAACGUCUGACGCGACUUCCAAUUGAGUGCAGAAAGCUCCUGCAUCCAAUCGGAAGCCGCACCUUGGUUUUUGGAAGUCAAAUGGACUUCCAGAAUUGAUAGCGUUCGAGAACCAAGGUACAGCUGUAGACUUCUCACUGUAUACAAAAUGCUUGUGGGCUCGCUUGAUACAUUGCUGCUCGAAAAUUGUGAAGAUUUCCUACAAGGAAUGACCAUUCUGCUACAUUCCUUGAAUGCUUUACUUUGUGGAGUAAAUUUUAUAAGCACCUGGAAACAUUUUCACAAGCUUUCUUUUUUCUCAACAGGGAGGACGAUGAGGAAAACUCCUAUGCAACUUCUUCUUAUCAGCAGCAGUAGAAGAUGACUGAAGAGCUGGAAUCAAAACUGUUCUUAAAGAACUAAAUAUCUGAGGAUUCAAAAGCAAACCUUUUGGAUUGAUUUAUUAUCGUGUACUUGUUACAAGUCGUAUAUAGGUAAUUCCACUAUACUUGCACUAAAAUUAUUUGACCUUCGCCUUCUGCAGGCCAAUGUCCUUUUACUAUACAUUAAUAAAGGAAGUGAUCCUUCCAAAACUAGUAAUUGCCUUCGUAUUUCCGCUAUGAAAAUAUAUCCCUGAGACAACUCUGAAUCAGGAUCGUUAGGAAACAGCUGUAUAUACUUAUAAGAUAAAGUGUAAGGAAGAUUAAGUAUUUAUGAUGAAAGUCAUUAUUAUGGAGCCUUGAGAUAGAUAAGCCUGUCAUGCAGAUUUUGUGCAUAUCGGAGCUGAUGGAUACAGCUCUGAAUAUUUUUUUCUCCAUGUGUGUGUACAUGUGUCUUUAUACAGAUAUAAAAAUAUGUAUAGAAAGAUAUUUGUUCUUAAAAUGAACCAGUUUUAACUGUUUUGGAAAUCAGUUGAGAUUUUAAAGUAUGUAUGGCACAAUACCUUGCUCGGAGACUUUUUUAAACAAAGGGAAGAACCUUGGUAAAAAAUGUAUUUUUCUUUGUGUCAGGGUAAUGUUCGAAACAUAGAUACUUGUGUGCAGAUAUAUGUAGUUUUCAUGUAAUAAAUGCAAAAUGCACUUUAAGAAAGUGAACUGUCUUUGUUUUUCAGCCUAUCUGUAUAGAAAAUACAGAAUGUCUGGUGCUUUGCAAAUACAUUUCAAAAAUAUGCUUUUCUGUUUCAUUUGAGUGUAUUAAAAUUUCCAAAGCUGUC